Molecule: messenger RNA, 4041 nt
Organism: Musca domestica (house fly)
Lineage: Eukaryota; Metazoa; Arthropoda; Insecta; Diptera; Muscidae
Product: probable G-protein coupled receptor CG31760
Exons: 14
Coding region: 1499-3961 (820 amino acids)
Biological process (GO): G protein-coupled receptor signaling pathway
Cellular component (GO): membrane
Molecular function (GO): G protein-coupled receptor activity
Source: RefSeq, a predicted model, not a curated record
GCGUUACGGUCGUGCAUAGAAACGGUAGCGGAUACAAAAUUCCUUCAAACGGUGGUCUCCAUGUCUCCAUAGAGACAAUCAGACAUUCAUUCAAUUGUGAAGGAAUUCCAACAGAGUUGUGGCUGCAGAAAUUUAAUAAAAAAGCAACAGCAAGAACAACAACAAUAAUAGAAAGAUUAAAGCCCAAAAUUAAAGUGAAGACAAAAGACAUAACAAAGACCGGAGAUAUCUAACAAACUCCUUCCUUGUUUCGCUGAGCAUACACAAAACAUAAGACAAAUAAGAGAGAGAGAGAGGAGUCAAAGUCAGAAACAAAGUUAAAGAAAUUGAAAUAAAACUUUUCGGUUUUGUGUGAAGAGAAAAGAAAAAUAAAGAAUUUAAUUAUACUACGGCAUACAGUUGGUCUGGUUGGGUCUGGUCUGGAAUAGCUCUUGUGUCAACUGAGUGUCAAAACAAUAGGCUCUUAAACACGAAUCUACAGCAACACCUGCACAAGCACAGCCACAUUCACAGAGUCGGAGUCAGAGGAAGAGAGGCAGAAGAAGAAGGUUUGAAGUUGAAUUGCCCUAACCACAGUGUCACAGUCAUCAACAAUUUGCAAUCAACUCGAACCUGGGUGACGGAACAAACGACCGAGCGAACAAACGAACAAACAGCAUGAAUUGAGUGUGCGGUAUAUAUGAACACUUUGCUUUCUCUCCUACUCCUCCUCCGCCUGCCGCUCAGUUACAAGUCAUUUCAUUUGGAUAACAUUUACAACAGGGUUACGGAUUUACAACAACACCACCAUCCAACAAAAAAGAGGAAAAUUGCCUUUAAAAACUCCUGAAGGCUCUCCUCUUUGCCAGCGCUGAUGAUGAAUUGAUUUUGGAAAGCAGCAACAGAAAAAAAUGUGCUUAUGAAAUUAUAUUUCUCAACAACAACAACUUUAUGAAUAAUAACAAUAACAACAAUGCAAUGCUCCCCAACAUUAUGGCUGGGCUAAGCCUCAAAAUAUGCAACAGCAGCAUCGGCAUCAGCAACAAGAGCUACAACGCUGGCAUCAUUACGACUAUCGGAAAGAUUGCAAAGAACUUCACAGUAAAUAACACGACGAACCCAACUCCAACUGUGAACAAAUCGGACUUAAGCAAUAACAAAAACAUUACGAGUAACAACAACCAACAACAUUUAUAUCAAAGGAAAUCAAAAACGGAAACAGGACAAUUUCCCACUGUUCAGUGCCAAGCCAGGCGAAACCACGACGAUAGGGAAAUAAAGAAAACAUUGUGGAGCAAAUCCACAGGUUCCCAGUGCCAUACACUUCAAGUCAAGAGGCCAAAUUGCAUUAACCCAUUGUUGUUGCCAAUAUCUCCCCCCGAGACAUUGGCAUCUCUUCUGCCCAACGACACAGCUACGACUGCAUCAUCAUCAUCAUCGCCACCACCAUCAUCCGGCACAUCAUUGGUAGCUGUGGCAUUAUUGGAUUUGUAUCAGGCAUUUGAACAAACCGUUAAACAUGUUGUUGCAUUUAAUUUAUGUAAUCUUUGUUGUUGUUCUCCUGCAAUUGCAAUUUGAUUACACGAGAGCUCAUUUUGUUGCCAAUUUAACAACGACAAUAGGCAGCAAUGCAGCUGCAUCGGCUGCAGCAGCCGCCGCAGCAACAGCGACAGUUAUCGCAACAUCAACAACAUCGGCCGUUGCAACCACCAGCAGCACGGCCACCACCACCGCAACAAUAUCGUUGGAUAAUAUUGUACGGAUUGGAGAUGGCAAUAUCAUAACGCGGGAAGCCAUUCAACAAUCUUUAGUGACUGUCCAUGACAUUGCCACCGAAAACUUGGGCACUUUGUGUAUAUCGACCCUCUAUCGUCCGCUACAAGUGCCCAUCAAUUCUGAGCGAUAUGAAAGUUCGAGACAAAAGGCUGAUUUGGUGGCAUCCAUACUGCAGGAGGUUGGCAUCAUAAGACAUGGAGGUUUAUCCGACGCCUUGGCAAAGGGUUUAUUAAGUGAUCAACACACAACAGGUGCCAGAAUUUUGGCCCUCAACAUCACAAAUGGCUCCGUGCAGUCCUAUGUGUGGUGGAUCAAAAAGAACCACGACAAAAAUGGCGAAUUGCAACGCUUCGAAGAAGAAGGUCUACAAGUUGCCAAGAAACCCUCGCCAAUGUAUCCGUGGUUCGCCGAUGAAAGCUCCUCACCAACGUUGCGUUCACCGAAAUUUGCACCCAGCCCACCGAAUAUUUACUACAAAGGCUGGUGGACAUAUCCAUAUUUUUCAUGUUCACUCAGCAAAUGGAUACUGUCGUACAGCAUUGCCAUACCGCCGAGCGGAAGACACGGUCUGCGAGGUUUCGUUAGCAUCGACAUCGAUGUCACCGGCUUGCGUGUCAAUCAAUGCGAGGCACCGGUGGCCUAUCGAUUCAAUUAUCAGCAGAUACAGACACGCCGUCUUCACUUGGUCGACACAAGCGCCCAGUCGACAGAAUUCAUUAAUGAUAUUCAAGCGUUUCAUAAGUCGCAUAAAUGUCAUCGUGACACAAUGGUGUGUGAUUAUCGUUUACCCACCACGGAUUCACCGACAAUAACAACAAGCAAAAUUCUGGCCACACCCAACACUUGGUCACGUGGUGCCUAUCAAUGCCUGUGCAAGCGCGGCUACUAUUCCAUUCGACAUCCGGAUGGCUUUAAUGGCACCAUUAUGGAAAUUGCCUGGAAGGAACAUCAGGAUAAUAUUAGCAAUUACUAUUCCGAAGUGUUCACUUGUCUGAAGUGUGCUCCGGGCUGUGAGUCGUGCACAGGACCCGAACCAUGUCUGGCCGAUUACAAUUGGCCCUUUAGAAUAUCUUUGCUCACCAUUUCGGUGGCAUGUGCCGUAGGCUGCUGCAUUUUGGCGGGCUAUCUGUUCCAUCAUCGCAAGGUGAAAGUUUUCAAAGUUGCCAGUCCAAUUUUCUUGCUAAUCACGCUUAUUGGAUGUUCCAUCAUGUAUUUGGAGAUGGUUGCCAUAUUUCCCUAUUUGGAUACAACAUGGUGUGUUGCCACAAAAUGGACCCGACACAUGGGCUUUUGUAUAACUUAUACAUCGUUGCUGAUGAAAACAUGGAGGGUCUCCUUAACGUAUCGCGUUAAAUCGGCCCACAAAGUCAAACUUACCGAUCAACAGCUGCUACAAUGGAUGGUGCCCAUUCUAUUGGUAAUGCUUAUAUAUUUGGGUACAUGGACAAUUAGUGAUACACCCUAUGCCGUUUAUAUUAAUGACCAGCAUGGUCUCAAAUUCAAGCAAUGCUCAUAUAAUUGGUGGGAUCAUAGCUUGGCCAUUGGUGAAGUUCUUUUCCUGGCCUGGGGCAUACGUGUCUGUUACAAUGUCCGCAAUGCGGAAUCGUUGUACAAUGAGGCUCGUCUCAUUUCUUAUGCCAUUUAUAAUAUUGCCAUUGUUAAUACGGCAAUGGUGGCACUACACAUUUUGAUAUACCCAGAAGCUGGACCUGAUAUCAAGUACACAUUGGGUUUUAUACGAACUCAGUUAUCGACCACCACUACCAUUGCAUUGGUGUUUGGUCCCAAAAUAUCACGAAUCUUCAAGGGGCAAGGUGAUAAAUGGGAUCAAAAGGCCAAGGUGAGGAGUAUAACAGCAUCGUUCUCCCUAAAUGGUGUGGGAUUGGUGCCAGAUGAAUCACCUGAUCUAUAUCAGGAAAAUGAGGAACUUAAGGAGCAAAUCCAAAAAUUAGCUCAUCAAAUUGAAUUUAUAAAGACUGUACAUAUGCAAAUCAAUAAUCGACAUUUGAAACCGAAACCCGGUGGUUAUUUCACCAUUACAUCAACAUCAUUCCAGGCACCAUUCAGUAAAAAUAAUAUGUCUUCGACGCAAACGCAAACCUCCAAGACCGGUAAUGAAGAAUCACAAACCGGUUCCAUGAACAAAGGUUUUCCCACCAACUUAACACCCUCAAAAACCAAAUCGAAAACAACCGAAAAAGUUUGACGAGGUCAACGAAGUGAAAAAGAUUGCUCAAAUGAAUUUUUUAUUUGGACUACAAACGAACCGCCACAACAAUAUCAGCU